CUUGAUCAGUCACCGCAUUGCCAACAACCAACAAAAAAAACAAUGGCGGCAACUUUCGCGAAAACCCAUGUUGAAUCCCAUGCUCCAGAGCCCAUCAAUAUUCACAAAAACAUCUUGAAAACGUUUAAUUCAGAAAGUAACAGCAGCCCAUAUUGGUACUCUGCAGAGACAGGAAUAUACAGAAGUUUACACCCUUCUGUAGAACUCCCGUCCCACCCAUUUCUCGACGUCGUUUCCUUCAUUUUCUCACACAACCAUGGCGGUGUUUCUGCUCUGGUGGAUUCCAAAUCUGGGUUCUCAAUUUCCUACCGGGAGCUGCUCUCUCUGGUCAACUCCAUGGCCGCCGGUCUCCACGGAAUGGGCGUUUCCCAAGGGGACGUGGCCCUGAUUUUGCUGCCCAAUUCUGUUUAUUUCCCUGUCAUUUUCUUGGGUCUUUUAAGCGUCGGCGCAGUAGCGGCCACCAUGAAUCCUCUCAGCACUUUGGCAGAGAUAAAAAAGCAUUUGUUAGCUUUUGAUCACUAUAAUAUACGCCUGGCGUUUGCCACUCCUGAUCGAGUUCAAAAUCUAGGUUCUGCAUUGGGUAUUCCGGUUAUCGGGUUGCCGGAAAUUUCAAAUCUUGAUUCUACGGGCAACAAUUCCGGUUCUGAUUUUCUCAAGCUGAUCUCUUGUGACCCAAAAUUGGCUCCAAACCCAAGAAUCCGGCAGCAAGACACGGCGGCCAUACUGUUCUCCUCUGGCACGACGGGGGGCUGCAAGGCCGUGGUGCUCACUCACGCCAACUUCAUAGCUAUGGUGGAGCUUUUCGUGAGGUUUGAGGCUUCGCAGUACGAGUAUGCGGCGACGGGGAACGUGUACUUGGAUGUUGUGCCGAUGUUUCACGUGUACGGGCUGUCGCUUUUCGUGAUGGGGUUGUUGUCGUUGGGUUCGACGGUUGUGGUGAUGAGGAAAUAUGAUAUUGAGGAUGUGGUGAGAGCCAUAGAUAGAUAUGGAGUCACCCAUUUUCCCAUGGCGCCGCCAUUGUUGGUUGCUUUGACAAGAAGAGGAAAGGCUACUGUGGGUGCAGCUAAUUGCAGUCUGAAGAGUCUGAAACAGGUUUCUUGUGGAGCAGCUCCGGUCAGCAUUGCUUCCAUUCAAGACUUUGUUCACACAUUCCCCCACAUUGAUUUCAUUCAGGUAAAAGAAAAUAAAGUUGUAAGAUAUCUUGGCGGAAUUACAAUUUUUUGA
Ipomoea triloba (trilobed morning glory) is the source of this 1224-nucleotide messenger RNA. RefSeq names its product 4-coumarate--CoA ligase-like 6. The coding region runs from base 43 to 1224 and encodes 393 amino acids. The record is from RefSeq and is a predicted model, not a curated record. Gene Ontology annotation, molecular function: CoA-ligase activity. Gene Ontology annotation, biological process: ubiquinone biosynthetic process. Gene Ontology annotation, cellular component: peroxisome. NCBI's taxonomy places the organism in Eukaryota, Viridiplantae, Streptophyta, Magnoliopsida, Solanales, Convolvulaceae. The transcript has a single exon.